UUUUCAACUCAGUUUGAUCGCACCAAUAAAGUAAACCACAUCGUAACAUGCCUCAGGCCAACCUAAAGUUAAGUCUCCAUGAUCAACAGGUGCUCGAUUCCAUUUUCAAUCCCCUCGAGCUCAGCAGCCUACAGACAAAUAACCUAAUUCCUGCUGAGUCUGACCUCAAGGAUGUGGAGCCGGACACCCAAGCCAUCAAAGCUUCCAGGGAACUGGAGCUAAGAGGCAUUGCCUUAUCCGAAAGUGGGCAGCUUGAUGAAGCCCUGGAUCUAUUUGAACAGUCAUUAAAUUUGGCCCAGAGGUCUUCGGUGCUAAAUAACAGGGCACAAACUUUGCGCCUUGCCAAACGCGAUGAGGAGGCCCUUGAUGACCUAAACCGAGCCCUGGAGCUGGCCACUGAUCAGCAGACCCGCACCAAGUGCCACGCCCACUGUCAGCGAGGGGUCCUCUAUCGUAAACUGGAUAACUUAGAGGCGGCUCGUGCCGACUUCGAAGCAGCAGCCCAGUUGGGCAGUAAAUUCGCCAGGGAACAGCUAGUGGAAAUAAAUCCCUUUGCCGCUCUGUGCAAUCAAAUGCUUCGCCAGGCAUUCGAUCAGCUAAAGUAACAUGAUAUGCUCCAGAAUUUUUAUGUGAUUUUGGGUUACUGGAAUAUGUAUAAAUACAAAAAUGAGAAAAGUAAACAAAUUUUAAACCCCUGCGUUAAACAACAAACUAUUGCAUUACAUAAUGUUUAAUGUAGGAAACUCCCAUUCACGUUCCCCAAAAGAAAUGUUUUAAAAAUAUAGCUAAGAAAUUACAAGUAAAGCAAAUUUGGUACUAUUAUUAUUAAUAUUAAUACUAAGUGACGUCAUAACAUUAUGCACAUGUUUUUUAUGCUUAAUGGGUAUAAAAUAAUCUUUAAACAAUAUAAAACUCUUAUCAGAAACAAUAAAAUUGUAGGUCGCUCAGCAAAGCAAAGCAAAGCAAAAUUAGUAAUUCACAAUCUCUCAACUCUAAAGGUUGUAAACUCUUAAAAUGCUGAGAUCAGUUCGUUUUUUGUUGUGCGCGGCUAUUAUAUGGAACUUGCAUGUCCUGGCAGAAAGCAAAUAUUAUAUAUGUUCAUGGGACAUAUGUAAUAAAAUACAGGACAUUGAACUCGUAAAAAACACUGUUAAAGAUGAAUUAGAAGAGCUAAAAGUGGAUUAUUACAAAUUAAUUGAAAGUUUAAAGGAUACCAAUAAUUCAGAAAUCCAACAAGUGAAAUUCGAAAUGAAAAUAUUGUCCAUAAUAAUGGUUACCAUUUUCCUGGGACUCUUAUUUAUUAUGCGGUGCAACAACUCGAAGGCUGCAAGAUCGCCCUCGGUCGGAUUGGGAAUUUCGCAGACAACUGGUCGCCAGCAAGAAUUGAUCGAAAGGCGACGCCCGGAAACAGCAGAUUCAGGAAGUCCACCUCCAUACCCUAUAGCAGUACACAUGCCCUCACAAAGAAGGGGUAUCACGCGCGAAGAAAUUCCAGAGGACGAAGUUCCCCCGCCGGCAUAUACCCAGAUCGUACUUUGAACUUCGAAUAAAGAUGGGAAAAUAUUGGUUUAAAGUUGCGGUGCGUUUGAAACAUUUCUGUCGGCACUUGGAUAAAUCAAUCAAAAUUUAUGAAAACCAUUUUCUUACAUUUUUAUAUUUUAUAAAUAAAUCAUGAAGCAUUCUA
Messenger RNA from Drosophila santomea, 1684 nucleotides. Its product is annotated as tetratricopeptide repeat protein 36 homolog. Lineage: Eukaryota; Metazoa; Arthropoda; Insecta; Diptera; Drosophilidae. Bases 48 to 605 code for a protein of 185 amino acids. The transcript is spliced from 3 exons. Gene Ontology annotation, biological process: cilium assembly. The record is from RefSeq and is a predicted model, not a curated record. Gene Ontology annotation, molecular function: protein binding.